CCUCAAGCAGCGCAUAUUACCCAGUGGCACAGGAUACAUAAUGGUAGAGCCUUCACCUCAACCAACUCCAGCUCUUGGAAAAUGUGUCCGAGGACAGCCCAUUGUAUCACCAUCUGGUUUUUAUUAUAAGGACCGAUGGAUGUCAAUGACCUGCAAUAUUUACCACUUUGACACUCCUGCAAAAAUGACAGACUGUCUUCGUCGAAAAAGAGUUUAUCUGUUUGGAGAUUCCACUAUGCGUCAGUGGUUUGAAUACUUGAUACAAACGGUUCCAGGUCUCAAAACAUUGGAUCUUGGUAAUCCUAUCAAGAUUGGUCCUCAUCUUGCAGUGAACGUGGAGAACAACAUUGUGGUAGAAUUUCGCCCUCAUGGUCUUCCCAUCCAAUUCCGCACCUUUCCAAGACACCUGCGUUAUGAGAUGACAAUAGCACAUUACCUUCCUCACAAUAUACAUCCCAGCAGAAGUAUUAUAAAGAAUCAAAUAAACGUGUUUUUUUCAUAUGGGUGCCCUUCUGUAAAAUGA
This is a messenger RNA of Hemiscyllium ocellatum (epaulette shark), 523 nucleotides long. Its product is annotated as NXPE family member 3-like. The coding region runs from base 41 to 523 and encodes 160 amino acids. The record is from RefSeq and is a predicted model, not a curated record. NCBI's taxonomy places the organism in Eukaryota, Metazoa, Chordata, Chondrichthyes, Orectolobiformes, Hemiscylliidae. The transcript has 4 exons.